AAGGUUAGCCCAGAGCAUGUUCUGGAUUGGGAUUGAGUCACGCCUCUUAACCUCCCACCCCACCACUCUCCCAGGUGCAUGUCCCCAGCCACACCUGGUGGGGCAGCUGACUUGAUAAAAAGUAGCUCCGAGGGGGUGGGCGGGGGCUAUUCGAGGAGCAGGAGGAUGAGCGCUGAGUAUGGACAGCGGCAGCAGCCCGGGGGCCGUGGGGGUCGCAGUUCUGGGAACAAAAAGUCCAAAAAGCGCUGUCGGCGCAAGGAAUCCUACUCCAUGUAUAUCUACAAGGUGCUGAAGCAGGUGCACCCUGACAUCGGCAUCUCUGCCAAGGCCAUGAGCAUCAUGAACUCGUUUGUAAACGAUGUGUUUGAGCGGCUGGCAUGUGAGGCUGCCCGGCUGGCCCAGUACUCGGGCCGGACCACCCUGACAUCCCGAGAAGUCCAGACAGCCGUGCGUCUGCUGCUGCCUGGGGAGCUGGCCAAGCACGCUGUGUCCGAGGGCACCAAGGCUGUCACCAAGUACACCAGCUCCAAGUGACCCAGGGUCUGACAAAAAUAAAGGCUGAACUGUU
Messenger RNA from Piliocolobus tephrosceles (Ugandan red Colobus), 568 nucleotides. RefSeq names its product H2B.K variant histone 1 (gene H2BK1). Gene Ontology annotation, molecular function: protein heterodimerization activity; structural constituent of chromatin; DNA binding. Gene Ontology annotation, cellular component: nucleosome. Bases 79 to 534 code for a protein of 151 amino acids. The record is from RefSeq and is a predicted model, not a curated record. The transcript has 2 exons. Lineage: Eukaryota; Metazoa; Chordata; Mammalia; Primates; Cercopithecidae.